AUGGCCUCAAGCAACGCUUUCUGGUGGUGGAGCUCAACCUCAGCGGGUGCCUCCACUGAAUUCGAUCGUCUCCUGGAAACGUGCACAUCCUCCAACCUGCCCUCCUCCACCCCCCCUCCCAUCACCCACUCUCUCAACCUCUCUGACCUCAUCAGAUCCUCGGCCGUACCCGCCCCGCACGCCCUCAAGUCUCUCCAAAAGCGCCUCGACCAUCCCAACCCCAACGUCCAACUCUUGGCCAUCUCAGUCAUCGACGUGUGUGUGAAGAAUGGGGGCGACAGCUUCCUCAAGGAGGUUGGCGGGCGAGAGUUCAGCGAGGACUGUGCACAGAUCAUCAGCAAUCCGGUCUCCAACCGCGAAGUCAAGGAGAAGCUCAAGCGGGACUUCCAGAAUUGGGCGCUGGCCUUUGACUCCGUGCCCAUGCUCUCCUCCUCCGAGCUGGUGACCAACUAUCGAAGGCUCAAGACGAUGGGCAUCGAGUUCCCUCCCAAAGAUCCCCUGGCCACUGCUGCCAUGGUAGACUCCAUGUCCGCCCCAGAGUGGCGGGACAGCUCCGUUUGCGAACGCUGUCGGACCGCGUUCAGCUUCACGAACCGGAAACACCACUGUCGGAAUUGUGGGGGCGUCUUCGAUGGUCAAUGUAGCAGCAAGAAGCGGGCCCUGCCUCACUUCGGCGUCACCGAAUCUGUGCGAGUGUGCGACGGCUGCGAACGAACCCUGGCCGCGGGGAUCUCGUCGACCCCUCAUAACAAGUCUGCCGUCGCCUCAGGCAGACGGAACAGCUUCUCCGGCGAAUCCUCCCACCCAUCUGCCUCCAAGCUGUCCGUCGGGCCCAACAACCACCACCAACGUAGUGCGACAAUACACGCUGGCAGCACUUCGGCCCGCGCCUCCCAUCGAUAUACCAGCUCGACCCCCGCCCCCGAACAACACGCCCUCAUGAGCCGGGAAGAAGCCGACCUCGAACGGGCAAUCGCUCUCUCGCUCCAAGAGUCCGCCGCCUCCCAGCUCCAACGCGCCUCCUUCCCUCAUCCCACCCCCGCCCCUAGACAUCAUUCCUAUCAUGCUGCCCCCUCAAGACCCCCCACAUCCACGCGUGAGGACGAGUGCGACGAGCCCGAGCUGGCUGCUGCUAUUGCCGCUAGCCUGCGUGAGGCCCAGCUGGCCUCAAACCCACACCCGAGCGCACCCAUGCCGAUUUCCCCAUCAAGAAGCCUCGAAACACUCCCAUACAGACCCCCCCCACCUUCGAAAAGCAUCAGCGAUGAACACCUCAACACCCUGCUCAACUUCUCGGCCGAUGUCGAUACAGCAACCAGGCUCGGCCACCUCGUUCCUUCCAACACUGACCUCACUAAUCGGCAUGCCCAGGCCGAGGCGGCCCGGCUCGACUUGAUCAGGGGCAUCGAGAAUGCCGAACGCCGGACUUGCACCCUGAAGGAGAUGAAUGACAAGCUGUCCCAGGCCGUCAAGCUGUAUGAUCGUCUAUUGAGCGAUCGGAUUAUGUAUCGCACCCGACACGUCGAGUCAGCUGGGCCUUCUGCUCCAACCCCCCAGACUUACGCCAUCAACCACCCUCCUCAUGCCGAUCCGGCCUACCACCCCAACUCCCACCAAGCGUUUGGGUCCCACAGCCAGCCCGCGAUGUACUCGGCCCACAAUCCUGCUGCACCAUAUCUAGGAGGGCAAGCAGUCCCGAUCUCACACAACUAUGCGAAUGCGGCUCCUUCAGAUCCGGACGCCAAUGUGUAUCCUUCGGUCCACCCCAAUCACCCCCAGAUGUCAAUGAACUACCCGGCUCAACAGCCGUACGGCUAUGCAGCUCCCCAGCCGAUGUCGGCCCACAACCCAAGCGUCCAAGCUACUAUGGGGCCUAAUCCAACAGGAUACUUGCACGAGCAUCCGACAUUCACGCUGUCCCACUCGCCGGUGGCUUCGACCAAUGUGGCAUCGCCAGCCGCCCCCGCCCAUCAUCCACCACCCGACGCGCCACCAUCGUGGACCCCAAGCAAUCUCUCCCACAGCCCCUCUGCCGCCCAGCAUGCCUCGAAUCCGUCGGGCCACCCGGCCUUCCUGAGCAGCCCCCAGCAGCCGCCCAUGGCCCCAUCGCCGGGCACGUAUGGGCCCCAGAUCCCCGCAGAGCCCGCCAGCCAGAUUCAUCCGCAGCAGGAGCCCACUCAGCCACAGCACCAGCCGUCCCCGGGGCCCCAGACGAUGAUGGCACCCGUCUCGGUGGCCACUCCGCUCGAACACGCCGUCCGUCCCCCGCCCUCGUCCCCCGCCCCUCGCCAGCCCCCGGAACCCCUCCUCCACCAGCCCGUCUUCCCCGCCCCCCCACAAUCCUCGCCCGGCCCCGCGACGCCCCUGCCCUCGUUCCCCAACGUGCCCAACACGCAGCUUGCGUGGGCUGCGCCCACCGCCCCCGCCGCCAACCCCGCGCCGUACCAUCUGCCUGCUUCCGCGAGACAGGAGGACGUCGCACCGUUGAUCGAGCUGUAG
Puccinia triticina is the source of this 2499-nucleotide messenger RNA. RefSeq lists its product as uncharacterized. Gene Ontology annotation, molecular function: ubiquitin binding; metal ion binding; phosphatidylinositol binding. The record is from RefSeq and is a predicted model, not a curated record. NCBI's taxonomy places the organism in Eukaryota, Fungi, Basidiomycota, Pucciniomycetes, Pucciniales, Pucciniaceae. The transcript is spliced from 5 exons. Bases 1 to 2499 code for a protein of 832 amino acids.